Molecule: messenger RNA, 1089 nt
Organism: Carya illinoinensis
Lineage: Eukaryota; Viridiplantae; Streptophyta; Magnoliopsida; Fagales; Juglandaceae
Product: receptor-like protein 2
Exons: 3
Coding region: 1-1089 (362 amino acids)
Molecular function (GO): protein binding
Source: RefSeq, a predicted model, not a curated record
AUGACGUCAAUGGGAUCAUCCAAUAUUGGUUCCUCCAACGUGCACAGAAGUUGGACAAGCUCAAUUGCGACAAGCUUAGAAGAAAUCUCGUUACCUUCUAAUAAUCUUACAAGUCCCAUUAGCAAUGACAUUGUGAACCUUACCAAACUCACCUGCCUUGAGUUAUAUGACAUUGAAUUGAGCGGCAGGCUCCCUGUAGAUAUUGGAAAGCUCAACAGAUUAAAGCAUCUACUCCUUGAUACCAACCACCUGACAGGUUCACUGCCUCCAUCUUUGAUGAAUUGCACAAACCUAAUGACAUUGAACUUAGGGCUCAAUUUCUUUGAAGGAGAUAUUUCCACCUUUAAUUUCUCCCAUCUUCAUCAACUUCCUACACUUGAUCUGUGGAACAAUAAAUUUACCGGUAGCUUUCCAGUAAGCCUUCCCUCAUGCAAGUCUAUGAGAGCAAUUCGAAUUGCCCGAAAUCGACUAGAGGGACAAAUCCCACCUGAGAUGGUUCAAUUAAAAUUCUUGUCUUUCCUUUCACUUAGCUACAACAGGCUAACCAAUGUCACAGGGGCAAUCAACAUUCUGAUGCGUUGCAAGAGUCUUAGCAUACUCCUCCUUACACAGAAUUUUUUGCACGAGGCCCUGCCAACAGAGGACAGCAUAGUUGAUUUUUACGGAUUUCAGAAUCUCCAAUUAUUGGGUCUCGAUCUUUGUCAACUCACAGGUCAAUUGCCAAUCUGGUUAUCAAAGCUUAAGAAGCUAGAAAUCCUAAAUCUAAAUGCCAAUCGUAUCACAGGUCCAAUUCCUGGUUGGUUGUCAACCCUUCCAAGACUUAUCUCUUUAGAAUUGUCUUGUAACCUCAUUUCAGGUGAAUUUCCAAAGGAACUUUGUGCAUUGCUAGCACUAUACAACUCCAUCCACAACUGGAAGCCAAAUAUAGUCCUUAGAAACAAUAGUCUCAGCGGCCACAUUCCUUUAGAGAUAGCACGUUUGAAGCAACUUCAUACAUUGGACCUUAGCAACAACAACUUCUCAAGCAACAUUCCAAGCCAAAUAUCCGAGCUCACAAACUUGGAAGCUCUGGACCUCUUUGCAAAUUAG